This is a messenger RNA of Lycium ferocissimum, 325 nucleotides long. RefSeq lists its product as uncharacterized. The record is from RefSeq and is a predicted model, not a curated record. Lineage: Eukaryota; Viridiplantae; Streptophyta; Magnoliopsida; Solanales; Solanaceae. The transcript has 3 exons. The annotation marks the transcript as partial.
AUGGAUGGUUGCUAUGCUUAUGGUCAGUCAGGUCACAGGGUGAGGGAGUGCCCAAUGAGGGUUGGUACAGGUAUGGUUCAACCUACAGGGUCUGUGGCUGGCUUUUCUUCUGCAGUGCGCCCUUCAGGUUUCACCUUAUCAUAUGUUACGCCCUAUGUUGCCGGCAAGUUUAGGAUAGAGCUCGAGUUGAUUAAACCCUUUGAGGUGUCCACGCCAGUUGAUGAUAUUCUGGUUCAUUCACCAUCAGAGGUUGAUCAUGCAGAGCACCGACAAGCAGUGCUUGGGGUCCUUCGAAAAAGAGAGCUAUAUGCCAAGUUUUCUAAGU